Messenger RNA from Mus caroli (Ryukyu mouse), 2949 nucleotides. Lineage: Eukaryota; Metazoa; Chordata; Mammalia; Rodentia; Muridae. The record is from RefSeq and is a predicted model, not a curated record.
CGCACUCGCCCGGCCCUUUGUCAUCACGCACUGCUGGGAGCUCACACUUCUUCCAGCCUCCCGCGGGCUCUGGACUUGACUCUGACUGCAGCGCCNGCCUCUGGGACGCGGAUCUAGGGCCUUUGUCCCGAGCUGCGGGAUGCGCGGGAAGCGCCACGCAGCGGAAUAGCUGUGAGUCCAGGAAGCGGAUCCCAGAGUCGAGGAGCGCUGCCCAGCCUUGCUGGGUGAAUUUGGGGAUGGAUGCGAGACCUCAGAGUACGAGCAGUUCCUACCCGGCUGUGUGAAGUGUGGCUGUGCCAGCCCUCCUAAUUGUGAAGACCUGUCACUGAAGACAGAGACUGGACAGGCCCAGUUCAGCCUACUGGGUUCCAGGAGUGGAUUGAAGCCUUAGCAGGACCAUGAGCGAGGACACAGUCCCCGAGGCGGCCUCCCCNCCACCCUCUCAGGGGCAGCACUACUUUGACCGGUUCUCUGAAGAUGAUCCUGAGUACUUGCGACUUCGCAACCGUGCAGCUGACCUGCGACAGGACUUCAACUUGAUGGAGCAGAAGAAGAGGGUCACCAUGAUCCUGCAGAGCCCUUCUUUCAGGGAGGAGCUGGAAGGCCUCAUCCAGGAGCAAAUGAAGAAGGGCAACAACUCCUCCAACAUCUGGGCCCUCCGACAGAUCGCGGACUUCAUGGCCAGCACCUCCCACGCAGUCUUCCCAGCUUCUUCCAUGAACUUCUCCAUGAUGACACCCAUCAACGACCUCCACACUGCCGACUCCCUGAACCUGGCCAAGGGGGAGAGGCUUAUGCGGUGCAAGAUCAGCAGNGUCUACCGUCUCCUGGACCUCUACGGCUGGGCGCAGCUCAGUGACACCUACGUCACGCUGAGAGUGAGCAAGGAGCAGGACCACUUCCUGAUCAGCCCCAAGGGAGUUUCCUGCAGCGAGGUCACAGCCUCCAGCCUGAUUAAGGUGAACAUUCUGGGAGAGGUGGUGGAGAAGGGCAGCAGUUGCUUCCCGGUGGACACCACGGGCUUCAGUCUGCACUCAGCCAUCUANGCCGCCAGGCCCGACGUGCGGUGUGCCAUCCACCUGCACACGCCUGCCACCGCAGCGGUGUCAGCUAUGAAGUGCGGCCUCCUGCCGGUCUCCCAUAAUGCCCUGCUGGUGGGGGACAUGGCCUACUAUGACUUCAAUGGGGAAAUGGAGCAGGAAGCUGACCGAAUCAACUUGCAGAAGUGCCUUGGACCCACCUGCAAGAUUCUGGUGCUAAGAAACCAUGGCAUGGUCGCCCUGGGUGACACCGUGGAGGAAGCUUUCUACAAGGUCUUCCAUCUGCAGGCUGCGUGUGAGGUACAGGUGUCGGCUCUGUCCAGUGCCGGGGGCACUGAGAACCUCAUCCUCUUGGAGCAAGAGAAACACCGGCCGCACGAGGUGGGNUCUGUGCAGUGGGCCGGCAGCACCUUCGGGCCCAUGCAGAAGAGCCGGCUGGGAGAGCAUGAGUUUGAAGCACUCAUGAGGAUGCUGGACAAUUUAUGGAUGAAGGCUGAUGAAGUGGAAAAGUCCAGCAGCGGCAUGCCCAUACGGAUCGAAAACCCAAACCAAUUUGUGCCUCUCUACACUGACCCCCAGGAAGUUCUGGACAUGAGGAACAAGAUUCGAGAGCAAAACCGACAAGACAUAAAGUCAGCCGGGCCUCAGUCUCAGCUCUUGGCCAGUGUCAUCGCCGAGAAGAGCCGGAGUCCGUCUACAGAGAGCCAGCUGAUGUCCAAGGGCGAUGCAGAUACCAAAGAUGAAUCGGAGGAGACGGUGCCCAACCCCUUCAGCCAACUCACUGACCAGGAGCUGGAGGAGUACAAGAAGGAGGUGGAAAGGAAGAAGCUAGAACAGGAGCAGGAAGGGGAGAAGGACAUAGCCACAGAGAAGCCUGGUUCACCUGUAAAGUCCACACCUGCAUCCCCAGUGCAGAGCCCAUCAAAAGCCGGGACCAAGAGCCCAGCGGUCUCUCCUUCCAAGACUUCGGAGGAUACCAAGAAGACAGAAGUCAGCGAAGCCAACACAGAGCCUGAGCCAGUGAAACCAGAAGGGGUGGUGGUGAAUGGGAAGGAGGAGGAGCCGAGCGUAGAAGAGGCCCUCAGCAAAGGACUGGGCCAGAUGACCACCAACGCUGACACUGAUGGCGACAGCUACAAGGACAAAACCGAGUCAGUUACCAGCGGCCCCUUGUCCCCAGAGGGCUCGCCCUCUAAGUCACCCUCCAAAAAGAAAAAGAAAUUCCGAACCCCCUCGUUCCUGAAGAAAAGCAAGAAGAAGGAGAAGGUGGAAUCCUGAUUAGUGGCUCUGUGGGUCCUGCUGCAUCCCUGCCCUCCUUCCUUACCCUUCUCCCAACUCUGCCCCUGGAGCAUAGGGCCAAGGAGGGAUGGAGGAGGUCCUGGGAUCACACUCAGAGGGGAACUUAGAGCCUGCCUUCCCAGAGCAACCAGGGGUCUUGUCCAUAGUCACAGUUAGUUGGCAGCAGAGCCUGCCCUAGAUUUGAGCUUCCUGAUUCCCAUGGCCAUGGUCAUGCUCUGCCCUGUUUUCAACACUGCCUAGUCUGGGCUGCCUAUGUUAGGACACCACCUGCCCACCUGAGCCCAGGGUAGGAAGGCCAAACACCAGGCAAGGUCAUGGAUGCUCACAGACCAAGGUUUCUUCUGAAUAAGGUCCAUCUCUUCCCAGGAAUCCUGNCUCCUGCUGAUGGAGCAAUCUCCACAGCAAGAAGCCAUGCUUCUCUCUUCCAUUUUGGGUCCCUGGCCCCCCANCCCCCAGCUCAAAGUAACCNGGCAGACUGAUAUGUCCCCACCAAUAGAAGUUAAUCUUUGAUCCCCAGGCUGAUGGCUUAGCUUGCGCUUUUCCAAACACUAACCCUGAGCUUUCUCCAUGGAACCCAUUGAGUGAGUGAUGGAUGGAAGAACUCUAAGAG